Molecule: messenger RNA, 2961 nt
Organism: Closterium sp. NIES-65
Lineage: Eukaryota; Viridiplantae; Streptophyta; Zygnematophyceae; Desmidiales; Closteriaceae
Source: the annotation of a GenBank genome assembly
AUGGCCUCGCGUGCUCCUCUCGCCUUGACGACAUGCGAUUCUGUCGCCUCCCCGCGUGGCCUCCUCUCACCAUCCCGCGCGUGCUCCUCUCGCCUCCCCACGCAUGAGAGGCGAGCCUUUAUAGCGCGCGCUUCACUUGCCUCCCCGCGCCUCCUCCUCUCACCUCCCCGCGCAUCCUCCUCUCGCCGCCUCACGCUUGCUUCUCUCGCCUCCCCGCGCGAACUCCUCUCGCCUCCCCUCGUGUGCACCUCUCACCCCCCUCUACCGCCUCUCUUGCCUCCCCGUGCAGCCUCCUCUCACCUCCCUGCGCGUGCUCCACUCGCCUCCCCUCACGUGGUCCUCUCACCUCACCUUGUGUGCUCCUCUCGCCUCCCCACGCAUGCUCCUCUCACCUCACCUUGUGUGCUCCUCUCGCCCCCCCACGCGUGCCCCUCUAAGAUGCCUCUGGAAUGUGGGACGCUCCUCUCGCAACGGCUGUGCUUCCGCAUCCCCUCUGCACGCCCUCUUUCCCCACCCUGCUUGCCCACGUUUCCCCACCUUGCAGUCCCUCAAAAGCCCUCGAUGCAGGCCCUCUAUUUCCCACCUGAGGGCCCACGUUUCCCCCUCUGGAACGCCCACACUUCCGACCCUUCCAUCGCAUACGCGUUCAUUUCCCCUUCCCACAUCUCCGCAUUCCUCACCUCCCCUUCCCCCAUCUCCGCAUUCCUCACCUCCCCUUCCCCCAUCUCCGCAUUCCUCACCUCCCCUUCCCCCAUCUCCGCAUUCCUCAUCUCCCCAUCGCUCAUCUCCCCAUCCAUCACCUCCCCGUCCCUCUCCUCCCCAUCCCACAGCUCCCCAUCCCUCAUCUCCCCAUCCAUCACCUCCCCCUCCCCAUCCCUCAUCUCCCCAUCCAUCACCUCCCCGUCCCUCAUCUCCCCAUCCCUCAUCUCCCCAUCCCUCAUCUCCCCAUCCAUCACCUCCCCCUCUCCCUCCUCCCCAUCCCACAGCUCCCCAUCCCUCAUCUCCCCAUCCAUCACCUCCCCGUCCCUCUCCUCCCCAUCCCACAGCUCCCCAUCCCUCAUCUCCCCAUCCAUCACCUCCCCGUCCCUCUCCUCCCCAUCCCACAGCUCCCCAUCCCUCAUCUCCCCAUCCAUCACCUCCCCGUCCCUCUCCUCCCCAUCCUACAGCUCCCCAUCCCUCAUCUCCCCAUCCAUCACCUCCCCGUCCCUCUCCUCUCCUUCCCACAGCUCCCCAUCCCUCAUCUCCCCAUCCAUCACCUCCCCGUCCCUCAUCCCCCCAUUCCGCCCCAGCCCAUUCCGCCCCACCCCAUUCCGCCCAUCCCCCUUUCACCGUUUUACCAUACGGUCAUACCCCAAUCCGCCGGCUCCCCUUCACCUCCACCCCGUCACCUCUCUCCUCACCUGGUGUGCUCCUCUCUCCUCACCUUGUGUGCACCUCUCUCCUCACCUGGUGUGCUCCUCUCUCCUCACCUUGUGUGCUUCUCUCUCCUCACCUGGUGUGCUCCUCUCUCCUCACCUGGUGUGCGCCUCUCUCCUCACCUGCAGUGCUGCUCUCGCCUCCCUGCGCGUGUACCUCACCCUAUCCAUCCUGAAUCGCCGUCGUCCCGUGCUCCCCUCUGACCGGUGGCCUGCUCCUCUCUCCUCACCUCCCGUGCUCCCCUCUGACAGGUGGCCUGCUCCUCUCUCCUCACCUCCCGUGCUCCCCUCUGACAGGUGGACUGCUCCUCUCUCCUCACCUCCCGUGCUCCCCUCUGACAGGUGGGGUGCUCCUCUCUCCUCACCUCCCGUGGUCCCCUCUGACAGGUGGCCUGCUCCUCUCUCCUCACCUCCCGUGCUCCCCUCUGACAGGUGGCCUGCUCCUCUCUCCUCACCUCCCGUGCUCCCCUCUGACAGGUGGCCUGCUCCUCUCUCCUCACCUCCCGUGCUCCCCUCUGACAGGUGGCCUGCUCCUCCCUCCUCACCUCCCGUGCUCCCCUCUGACAGGUGGGGUGCUCCUCUCUCCUCACCUCCCGUGGUCCCCUCUGACAGGGCAUGGUGGCCUGCUCCUCUCUCCUCACCUCCCGUGCUCCCCUCUGACAGACGUACUCCUCGGAGACGGCUGACGCUUGGAUUCAGGGUUGGGGAGGAGGGAUCCGAGGAUGAUGAGGAGGAGAGGGGUCGGCGACGUGGACCGGAGUCGAGGGUCACGACAAUCCUCCACCCGCUCCUGCUGAUGCUGCUGCUCCUCCUCUCCCCCUAUCCAUCUCGGCAUUCUCUCCGCCCUCACCCUCUCCCCCUAUCCAUCUCGGCAUUCUCUCCGCCCCUCACCCUCUCCCCCUAUCCAUCUCUGCAUUCUCUCCGCCCCUCACCCUCUCCCCCUAUCCAUCUCUGCAUUCUCUCCGCCCCUCACCCUCUCCCCCUAUCCAUCUCGGCAUUCUCUCCGCCCCUCACCCUCUCCCCCUAUCCAUCCCUGGAUUCCUCCGCCCUCACCCUCUCCCCCUAUCCAUCUCGGCAUUCUCUCCACCCCUCACCCUCUCCCCCUAACCAUCUCGGCAUUCUCUCCGCCCCUCACCCUCUCCCCCUAUCCAUCUCUGCAUUCUCUCCGCCCCUCACCCUCUCCCCCUAUCCAUCUCUGCAUUCUCUCCGCCCCUCACCCUCUCCCCCUAUCCAUCUCGGCAUUCUCCCCGCCCCUCACCCUCUCCCCCUAUCCAUCUCUCCAAUGGUAGAAAUGCACAGCAAGACGGUCAGCAACGGUGACCUCCUUAUCCCUCGCCUCUAUCUCUCCCUCACCAUCGACGCCUCCACCGUCUCCACGGCUUGUUCUUCUCCUUUGCCUUCGCCGUCCCCACCUCCUGGGAGUUUCUUCGUCCGGGGCAGCCCCUACGCCCUCUUCCUCCGCCGCCCCAUUCGUUGUGGCUUGGGUGCCUCCCACGUCUUCGGGCGCCGUCGCUCCCUGAGCCCCACCCUGGUUGCCUGCACAUAA